This is a messenger RNA of Paramecium primaurelia, 2394 nucleotides long. The record is from the annotation of a GenBank genome assembly. Lineage: Eukaryota; Ciliophora; Oligohymenophorea; Peniculida; Parameciidae.
AUGAGUUCUGAAGUUCAUGAUCAAAUUAGAGAUAAAUUUUCUGAAGUUUUCAAAAGAGAAUCAGCCAUUAAUCAAGCACAUCCUUUUGAAGCAUUUGCCAUUCUAUUCUUAUUAGUUGUUUGGCCAUUAAUGGAGACUCAAUAACAUUAAGAAGUUCAUCUGACAAUCAGAGUCUUACUUCUAUCAUCAUUAAUGGGAAUACUAAAGAAAUCAAAGAAAAAAAUUUAAAUACAUGGUAAUGUAGUGAUGUAUUUGGGGAUUUUUAUACAAAUAUUGAGUAGCAUCCUUUAUAUAUAUCACAAAUAAAGGUAAAUAAAUAUAAUAUUAUUAUCUAAAGCAAUGAGCAUUGCCAAAAUUACCUUGUUACAGUUGGUUUCUUGUUGUUUAUUUGUAAUCGAUUUUCUUUGACAAAUGUGCGAAUCAUCUCUUAUUCAAUUUCAUUAUUCUCAUUAAUUAUUCAGGUAUUAUUAUAAAGUCAAAUCUUUAUCAUUCUUAAGUAUUGUACUCUGGCAAUAAUAGGAAUUGAAGGUUCAAUAUGGAAAAUGCAUUAUUGGAAUAAAGAAUAAAAUAAGAAAUUGUAUGAUUUUGGAAGAGAGUUAGAAUAUUUAAAAGGUGAUUACAUUGAAUAAAUUAAUAAAAUAAAUGAAAAGGUAGAAUCUCCAAUAUAAGAAUAAAUUUCAUCUAGGGCUAAUGAUUUAUUAAGAAAACUGAGAUUAUUAAAAUACCAGUAAUUAUUAAUUAAAAGUAAUAAUAUACAGAAAGGAAUAACACGUAAACCUAAUAAAUUAAAUUCUGAAAUUCAUAAAAAUUCAUUUUCUGCUAGAUAAUUACCUGAUUAACAUGAAGAUGAUCGUAGUUCAAUAGAAGAGAGUUUAAUAGAGGAUGUUGAUAAAUAAAAUAAUAAUUAAGAUAAUAAUGAUAUAAAUAAUAAUAAUCCUCCAAUAUUUAUAAGAAAAUCUUAUAGAAUGAUGACAAGUGCAACAGAUUAAAUGUAAUAUAGAAAUAAUGAAAAUUCAUAAAGUGCAUCAUUUUAAGAGAAAAAUUAAGAAGAAGUUUAAAUAACAAUUGAAGAUAUAGAUGAUUUAUUGAAUUUAUUAUCAAGUAAAAAAGAUACUAUUUGGCUUCCUAAAUUUUUAAGAAGUAAUCAAUUAAUAAAUGAAUAGGAAGGUUUUACAAUAGAUGCAAAAUAGUAAUAAUUUUGAUUAAUAAUUAUAGAUUUCUAUUGUCUCAUUUUACAUAAAGAUAACCUUCAUUUUAAUUUAUUGAUGUUGUAGAUGAUUUUGAUUCAGAUGAUAUUUUUGAUGAAAUUGAUUUUAAUAUAGAUUAUUUAUAAUAUUGGAAAUUAUAGGAUAAUAUUUAAACAAGAGUAUUUAUAGAAACAUCUAUUAAUUUAUUUAAAAGAUUUAGAAUUGCUUAAACAUUAAAGAUAUAAAAAUAAGAUAUGAUUGGUGAUUUUGCUCUUAAAUUGUUUAUGUAAUAUCAUAACAAUUUAUAUCAUAAUUCAUUACAUGCAUUAGAUGUUGCUAAUUCUACUGCUUUCUUUUUGAAAAAUGGUUUAAAUGAAUAAUUAGAUGAAUUUGAAUAAGCUUGUUUAAUAGUUUCAUCACUUGCUCAUGAUUUAGGACAUCCUGGAUUAAAUAAUGGAUUUAUGACAACCAAUAAAUGUAAAUUAGCAUUAUUAUGUAUUAAUAUACUUAAAUAAAUAUAGAUAAUGAUUAAAGUGUAUUGGAAAAUUACCAUUCAUUUCUUUUGUUUUAAAUCUUACAAUAAGAAUAAUUUAAUUUAAUUUAAAAUCUUGGAUUACCAGAAUAGAAAGGAUUUAGAAAAUAUUGUUUAAAUUUAAUUUUAGAUACAGAUUUAACAAAACAUUUUUAAUUAAUGAAUAGAUUUUAGAAUUAUUUAGAUUUAUCUGAAUCUUAAGUUAAUGAUAAAACAUUAGUGAUGUCUAUUUGUAUAAAAUGUGCAGGUAUUUUUUAUUAUUUAAAUUUAAGAUGUUGGUCAUGGAGCUAAAUAACUUAAAAUGCAUAAAUAAUGGAGUCGUAGAAUUAUUGAAGAAUUCUUUUUAUAGGGAGAUUUGGAAGAUUAUUUAAAAGUUCCUAUUUCUCCAAUGUGUGAUAGAAAAUAAAGUGUAGUAAAGUCAUAGGAAGGUUUUUUAAAAGCAAUUGUUUUACCAAUGUUUAAUGCUUUUGCUAAUUUAUUAUAAAAGUAUUUUUGUGAUAUAUUGUAUUUAGUGAGAAAGUGAAUUCAAUAUGUAUAUCAUAGAUCCAUGAAAAUUUAUAAUAUUGGCAAUAAUAAAUUAAUGAUGAAGAGUUUAUGAUGGAGACUUAUGUUGAAUCUUCUGGAGUAGAAAACUUAAAGAAAUUUUUGAAUUAGCCUCUAUAACUUAAUUUAUGA